UCCGCGUUUCUCACCAUCUUGAUUGGCCUUGGUGGGGACAGUGCUUUUCCCGCCUUCCCUUCGCGCUAACACGCGCCACCAGGUCCCGGUGACCGGCUCCCCGAGGUGGGGGCAGGGCAGGGAGCGGCCGUGUUGGGCCCGAGGUAGUUAUGGCCCCCGGGGGACGAUGAAGCGAAGGACGGUGCCCGUGGUGGGUGGGUGCUUUUCUUGGCAUAGACAAGACUCAGCCCUGGAAAAGUAGUGAGAGGAUGAAAUGGGAGGUAAUACGAGAGCACAAGUUGAGCAGAUGGAUUCCUAGCUGUGGUGUUCCAGACAGGGUCUGAAUAUGGCAACCAAGGAUUGUGUCUUCUCUGAAGAGGGCACCUCAUUAGGAUUACCCCUUCCAGGACCAAUUGACUCUGAUGAGCUGAGCAAAUCCUACCCUUGGACCAAUAAGAGUAGAAGAAGUGGGCUUUCCAGACUCUGCCGGAGUAAAGCUUCUUUGUCUGCGGAUGGAUGGACUUCCUAUUGCUUAUCUUCACUGGCUGCUCACAACAUUUGUUCUGGCACACUUGGUAACCCAUGGGCUCAUUUGGAACUUGCCUCCUUAUCCUGUUCAGUCGAUAGCACCUCUUCUUGUUCCUCCUUGAAUGUUCUGAGUGUAGAGAAAUCCCUCCAUUCGUUCCCAGCUGCUGUGUGCAACCCAAAUAAAGCCAUCUUCACUGUGGAUGUCAGGACAACAGAGAUUCUCGUUGCCAAUGACAAAGCCUGCAAGCUCCUUGGGUACAGUAGUCACGAGCUGAUUGGUCAGAAGCUAUCCCAGUUGAUAUCAAAAUCUACUCAGGGUAUAGUGGAGGCCCUAGGGGAGGACCAUGUGGAGGCUGAUGGAUAUGCAGCUGUGGUUUCUGGAACAGUGGUGGAUGUUAUAGGACAUAGCAAUGAGAAGAUCCCUGUCUCAGUCUGGAUGAGGAGAAUGAGAAGCAAGGACAGCCGAUGCUGUGUGGUUGUGCUGGAACCAGUGGAAAGGCUCUCUGCCUCUGUUUCCUUCAGAAGUGAUGGAGAGAUUACAUCGUGUGACCUUCUUUUUGCACAUCUCCAUGGUUACACAUCAUUGGAAGAAGUAGUUGGGCACUACAUAACAGACCUGAUUCCUUCGCUGCAGAUCCCUCCUCCUGGCAGGAAAAUUCCAAAGAAUCUCAAGAUCCAGAGAUCUGUAGGUCGAGCCAGGGAGGGCACAACAUUUCCUCUCAGUUUAAAGCUGAGGGCUAGCCUUCCUGAUGAGGACCAAGUCCCAGUGGUUGAGGAUGGACUCCAACAGGAGUGCAAGACAGGAUCUUCCACAGACUAUUCUUACUCUGCCACUGUCUGGGUUUUCACUGCCAUCAGUGGGUUUAUCACACUCCAACAAGAUGGGACCAUCUGUGGCAUCAACAACAGCUUUGCUUUAAUGCUAUUUGGCUAUGAGAAAAAGGAGCUGCUGGGAAAGAACAUCACCUUCCUGAUUCCUGGUUUCUGUAGCCACAUGGAUAGAACUGAUGAAUCCUCCUUGCCAUUUCCCCCUCUCGAUGAUUGCAUGGAGACAGAAAAUGGACGAGCCUCUGGAGAUAUUAAAAGAGCCCAGCGGGGAGACUGUUGUAUAGCAGAUAAUAGUGAAGAUGCCAGCCUCUUGCAGGAGGACUGCAUCUCCAGCAAGCUACACGAGAAGCAGAAACUAGCAAAGAGCCAGGCAGAAGAGAUUUUCACUAGUGCAGAGACCUGGCUGAACAGUGGGAGCAGUUUGCGAUCUACUCUCUCAUCACCUGCAGUGACAUUCACACAUUUAAAUGGUGUGGACUGUGUUGCUACUGGUGGCCUGCCAGCCACAGAUGAACAGCCAUUGUCUGAGAGCCAGCAUGAUGGAGUCAUCACGGUGAUGGAAACUGCAGAAACUAAUAACUCACCCCAGAGCCUCUCUGCAGCAGACAAUCCCAAACCAUCUGAUUCAAAACAAUCAGUUUUUGGUCAGGAUACUGAAGUCCCAAUGAGAGACUGUGAUGGUCCAAUACCAUCUGAGACUCAGCAGGUGAACAUUGAUGUGACCGGUAGCUUUUCUGACCUGCUGCAGGAAGAACAUCCACAAGUCCUUGUGGAUUUAGAUAGCCAACUGAGCUCUAGGUUACCAUAUCAAACCAUGAAGUGUCAAUCUUCCUCUGAACCUCAGGGAAAGGCUACUUUACUACUGGACCCUCAGAUGCUUGUUCCUUGCAGAUUAGAAGAAACUGAGACCAAUGAUUUGAAUAGAUCUUUGUGUGAUGCUACCUGUCUCUCAUUUGGGACACCAACACUAGAUGAACCGUGGCUUGGGGCAACAUCUUACUUCAGACAAGAUGUGCAAGCCCAUGUGAUUACAGAGCAGUUUGCAAAUACAAAGUCAAUGAGUGGGACAAGGAACUCCAGCUUUGAGCAGAUGACAAUAGAAAACUCCAAACUGACUGACUGUUCAUCCUUCCUUCCCGUUGGAAGGAGUAAUAGCCAAGAUGUUUGUUCAGAAAGUCGACCAGCUUGUGAUGCCUCUGCUUUGGGGGCUGCCAUUAAUUUAAAAGAAAUCCAAGAACCGGGCACUAAGGUAAAUUGCAUUUGUGAAGGUCUUAAGGAACUGGACCUGAACACUGGCGCAGAGCUGACUUCAGCCAAUUGUUCAGAUACUACUUCAGAUCUUCUGAGGACACACUUGCCUGGUGUGGUGGAUUGUGACUUAGAUAUGGACAGCCUCCUGGCCCAGAAGACUAAUUCCUCUACAAUUGAACAGGAAGAGCUCCUGUUGAAUAGCAAUUCCCCAAAGGGUGGCCAGGGGUGGUUGAAUUUCGUCACACAUUUGGAAAAUAUUCAAGAGGAUUCCUCCAGAACAUCUCAUUCAGUGCCUAAAAGUGCUGCAGAGAACAUGGGGGUUCAUCUGAACAGAAGCCCUCUGAACAGUGAUGUGAAUCCCCAAGAAGACUUUCUGCUGUUCAAGCAGCAGAACUUGAAAAUGCAAGUAAUAUCCACCCCUGUGAAACCAGAAGCUACAUUAUCUCGGUCAGUUCCUUUGCUUGACUCCGAGAUCCUGGAAGGCAGCUACUCUGGGAACUGCUAUCACAGAGAUGGUUCACGACUAAGUAUACUUUUUGAAGUGAAGCGUGUAGAAUUGCAGGACCCUGCAGCUCUCUUCUGUGUCUGGGUGGUGAGAGACCUCCUUCAGAGCCAGAAAGAAGCAGCAGCAAGGACUCAGCUUCUGCUCUCCAGUCUAGCCAGUUCUUCCCAGUCUAUAGCGGAUCUCUCCACACUCAGCCUGGGAGAAGUGAUCAGAACAAUGCCAUUGUUUGAAAAUUCCCAAAGAGCUGAAGAUCUGGAAAGAUUGAGGGCAUGUGAGGGAGAAUAUGCAAAGAAAUACGACACUGUCAAUCUCAUUGGCAAAGGAGCUUUUGGCUUUGUCUGGACUGCCAGAUGCAAGAAAGAUAAUAAGGAGGUUGUAGUAAAGUUCAUUUGGAAGGAGAAGGUGCUGGAAGACUGCUGGGUAGAGGAUCCUGAGCUGGGGAAAGUUACUCAGGAGAUCGCAAUCCUGCUAAAGCUGCAGCACCCCAGUAUUAUUAAGGUGCUGGAUGUAUUUGAAAAUGGACGUUUUUUCCAGUUAGUGAUGGAGAAGCAUGGAUUGGGUCUAGAUCUUUUCACAUUCAUUGAUAAUCAGCCUGACUUGGAUGAGCCCUUGGCAAGCUAUAUAUUCAGACAGCUAGUGUCAGCAGUGGAAUAUCUCCACUGCAGAAAUAUUCUCCAUAGAGACAUCAAGGAUGAGAACAUCAUCAUUGCUGAAGAUUUCACAAUCAAACUGGUGGACUUUGGCUCAGCUGCUUACUUGGAACCUGGCAAGCUGUUCUACACCUUCUGUGGGACAAUUGAGUACUGCUCACCAGAAGUGCUCUUGGGCAAUCCGUACCAGGGACCAGAGCUGGAGAUGUGGUCACUUGGCAUCACCCUUUAUACCCUACUCUUUGGAGAGAAUCCCUUCUGUGAAUUAGAGGAGACCAUGGAGGCUGUACUAAAUCCUCCUUACAGGGUGUCAGAAGAUCUGAUGGCUCUGGUGUCUGGGCUCCUGCAUGCUGCUCCAGAGCAGCGCACAACCCUGGAAAAGCUAGUAGAGGAUCCUUGGGUGCUGCAGCCUGUGAAUUUGGCUAAUUAUACGUGGGAAGAAGUGUAUGUGUCGGCCAGGCCAGACAGCAAUAAUUUCAGAAAUCACUGUAUUGAGCACAGCCACAGAGCCAGCCAGCCAGCUCCUUGCUUGCAGAGUGAGCAGAGACUGAUCCAUGAUGCCUAUGACAGUGAGCUCACAGAUCCCCAAUUGGAAGGAACAGCCACUGCUUAGGCCAAGAGAUCUUGUUCCAAUCUUCAGUGUUGGGACUGACAUGCGGAGGACUCAUACUGCAGAUUUCCCCACCUGCUGGAGAACAGCUCCCUAGUCAUCAUCUGGACAGCACUUACUGUCCUCCCAAGAACCAGGGCCGCCCAGAGGGGGGGGCAAGAGGGGCAAUUUGCCCCAGGCCCCGCGGCCCGCAGGGGCCCCCACGAGUGUUUUCCGGGGCCCCUGGAGUGUUUCCCGUCUUCCCGCGG
Molecule: messenger RNA, 4599 nt
Organism: Mauremys reevesii (Reeves's turtle)
Lineage: Eukaryota; Metazoa; Chordata; Testudines; Geoemydidae
Gene: PASK
Product: PAS domain containing serine/threonine kinase
Exons: 19
Coding region: 326-4354 (1342 amino acids)
Biological process (GO): intracellular signal transduction; negative regulation of glycogen biosynthetic process; protein phosphorylation
Cellular component (GO): cytoplasm; nucleus; cytosol
Molecular function (GO): ATP binding; protein serine/threonine kinase activity
Source: RefSeq, a predicted model, not a curated record